This is a messenger RNA of Cyprinus carpio (common carp), 8868 nucleotides long. RefSeq names its product protein sidekick-1-like. Gene Ontology annotation, biological process: axon guidance; cell-cell adhesion. Gene Ontology annotation, cellular component: plasma membrane; axon. The record is from RefSeq and is a predicted model, not a curated record. Gene Ontology annotation, molecular function: protein binding. NCBI's taxonomy places the organism in Eukaryota, Metazoa, Chordata, Actinopteri, Cypriniformes, Cyprinidae.
CUCUCAACUCUCCAUGUGGUGUGCAGAAGGGGGAACCAAUCAGCGCUCAACAGGGCGGAGCGGGUGGGACGCUCAAUUCAACUUCAAAUUCAGCCCUCUACAAAUUAUUAUUAUUCCAGAGAAGAGAAACUCGAGCGGCUCAUUCAAAGCAUUUUAAAGAAGUGUCAGUUUCACUUGCAUCCGACUACAUCUGCCUGACAGGAGCUUUGUUGCAGGUUAUUUAUUUUGUUCAUCUUCGGUCCGGGCAGCAGGUGUUCGGUGACCGCAACAGAGCUCAGUUCUCUUCGUUUGAUGCAUUCAUACAGCCAAACCUCACUGCAAGAGCGUUAGGUGAGGACUUUAAUUUUAUUUUCCAAAGUUAAGAUUUACAUCAAUUCACUGCAAAACCGAACUUUAAGGAGUAACUGCCGGAACAGAGCUCAACAAUUGAUAAAGGUGUUUAUUCCUUUACAGGAUUUAUACUGGACGCUCUUGGUUCUUUUUGCGUCUUGGUUAACCUGUUGGAUAGAUAAAGUCUUCUGGGUUACAUUACACUUAACCAGAUACACUUAAUCAAACAAUAUUUCCCGAGGUCUGCUCCAAAUGGAUAAAGGCACAUCUAAUGAGCACCGAUAUGGAUUGUAAGGGAUUCUUCAAGUCGCUUAAUGCCGUGAAAAUGCUCGAAAUGAUCGGGUAGAUAAUCCGACUGCGAACAGCCUACGUCAAAACAACGUGGUUUUACAGGAGAUAUUGGCGCUCUAAGCGGAUAAAUUAAAUCCGGUACACUCAAACGUAUUAAAACUUAACUGGAAUCAAUACUGAAACAUCAUGAGCCGUCUCGGGACACAGAAAAGCGGCUCGCGAUUAGAGAAGGGAUGUUCACGGAGCGUGUCGUUAAUUUUGGAGCAGCGUACGGAGACUUGGUCUUUUUGGUUUGAAGGUGUCGUUUUUUUCAGUGCUAAAUGCGCGGACGAGGUUGAGAGCUUCCCGAAAGCCGUGAGACAUGAAAGUAAAGCGACAGGGAAAGUCGCGGACUCGGAGCUGAACUCUCCCGCGUGUGGGGUGAAUGAGAAUCGCCUUGUAAAUGCGGUGAAGCAGAGCGCGCACUUUCGGCUUUUCUCAAAAACCUCCACAUCUGCCGAGGUUAUAGAUUCCAGCUUUAGCGGGGGUCAGAGCCCUCUUACCAAGGGCAAAGUUAAAGGGAUUAUUCUCCGCCAAGGAAAUACAAGGAAGGCGAUGACGAGGAAAGCGAAGUGCGGGAUGUGGGGUUGGAUUUUUGCCCUUGUGUUCUUCUGGAAUACCCACAUGUUGCGCGCUCAAGACAUCGCUCCGUACUUUAAAACCGAGGCAGGGUGUGCACAGACACACCUGGAGGGGAACAGACUUGUGCUCACUUGUUUGGCUGAGGGCAGCUGGCCGCUGGAGUUCAAAUGGAUAAGAAACAGCACAGACAUCACUAAAUACACACCAGAGUACAGGUACACGAUUACGUCGUUAAAGCGUGAGGAUGCAGGUGUAUAUCAGUGUGCGGUGAGGAACAGGAUGGGAGCGCUGAUCCAGACAAGAGCUGAUGUUCGCGUGGCUUACAUGGAUAACUUUGCUGAACUUGAACAGAGAAAAACAGUCUCUCAGGGAAGGGCCGCUGUCCUGAAUCCUCCCGCUGUUACUAGUUACCCUCGCCCUCAGGUCACAUGGUUCAGAGACGGCAUCAAGAUCAUUCCUAACCAUCGAGUAGCAAUAACAUUGGACAAUCAGCUUGUAGUUUUGGGGACAGCAGCAGCAGAUGCGGGCCGGUAUUACGUAGAGGCCGUUAACGAACGUAAUGGGGAAAACAAAACCAGCCCUUCCAUUUACCUGAGUGUAGCAGACGUUAUUGCCCCAGCUGAAUUGGUUGCCCCGGUGAUAGUGAUUGCACCUAAGAACACAUCAGUGGUUGCUGGGGCGAGUGAAGCUACUCUUGAGUGCGUCGUUAAUGCGAGAUCUCCUGACAGGCUGCAGGUGUUCUGGAAGCGUAAUGGGGUGAGACUAACAUCAGGAGUGGACUUGUUUGGUCGCAGGCUGGUCAUCAGUAACCCUACCUCAGCGGACAUGGGUCUGUACGUGUGCGAGGCUGCGCUCAGAAACAGCAGUCAAAAGAGCACAGAGGCCAAAGCGUACCUCUCCGUGCUGGGUAAGACAAUUGGUGUUCCUCCUGUGCUGCUAUAUGUGCAGUUGGAUCUCAGCAUUCCUUGUCAAGUCAUUGGGGUUCCCACACAGAAGCUGGAGUGGUUCAAAGAUGCCGUCACCCUCUCCACACUGAACAACCCUCGAUACAAGCUCACCUCCUCCUCAAUGGUUCUGCAAGUGCGGAGAAUUCAGCCGGACGAUGCCGGAAUAUUCCAGUGCUUCGCUGAAAACAUGGCUGGAGAAAUCCAGGCACAUACCAACUUGGUCGUCACAAGUGUGUCACCAUCUUUCACCACGCCCCCUUCUGACAUCACUGUGACUGACGGAACAUCAGCUGUCUUCAUCUGUGAGACAUCCGGUGCCCCGAAACCUGCCAUUGUUUGGAGGAAAGGUUCUCAAGUGUUAGCGAGCGGAUCGGUGCAGAUGCCUCGUUUCACUCUGCUGGAGUCCGGAGGCUUACAGAUACUCCCCAUAAUGCCGAGCGACGCAGGAAACUAUACGUGCCUGGCAUCUAACUCUGAGGGACUGGUCAACGCAACCAUAGCCCUGACAGUCUUGAGUCGAACCUUCAUUUCAACACCCCCUGAGGAUCAGCGUGUCAUCAAGGGAACUACCGCUGUGCUGAACUGCACAGCAACCCACGACCCCAGAGUCACAGUCAGAUAUGCAUGGAAGAAAGGAACCAAGCCACUGAGCGUGUCGAUUGGUGGGCGAGUGUCAAUGAAGGAAGGUUCACUCCACAUCAGCCAGACGUGGUCCGGAGACAUCGGUGACUACACCUGCAGGGUCAUCUCACCUGCUGGAAACGACUCGAAAACUGCCCGACUGGAAGUCAUAGAACUUCCCCAUUCUCCACGUAACCUGCAGGUGGCUCUGAAUGAGACAGACAGCAGAACAGUUCUUCUGUCAUGGGUUCGGCCCUUUGAUGGGAACAGUCCUCUACUGCAUUACAUCAUUGAGCUCUCUGAGAACAAUUCUCCAUGGAAAACCUACAUGGAUGAUGUUAGUCCUGCACUAACCGGUUUGCUAGUAAUUGGUCUAACGCCAGCAAGAACGUACCAGUUCAGAGUGUGUGCCGUCAAUCAGGUGGGACGUGGACAGUACAGCUCUGAGACCAACAGGCUGAUGCUGCGAGAGGAACCACCCAGCGCACCUCCAAAAAACAUUGUGGCUAGUGGCCGUACCAACCAAAGCAUCAUGGUCCAAUGGCAGCCGCCCCCAGAACCACAGCUCAAUGGAGUCCUGAGAGGCUAUGUGCUCAGGUACAGAUUGGCGGGUCUGCCUGGUGAGUUUCAGCUGAAGAACAUAACCAGUGCAGAGAUUAAUUACUGUCUGAUUGGAGAGCUCAUCAUCUGGACGCAGUAUGAGAUCCAAGUGGCUGCCUACACUGGAGCGGGCCUGGGGGUGUACAGCCAGUCUGUCACUGAGUACACACUGCAAGGAGUUCCCACAGCGCCCCCACAAGACGUGGAUGCUGUUGCGCUCAACUCCACCACCAUCAAAUUCACCUGGACACCACCACCCCAGCAGUUUAUCAACGGCAUCAACCAGGGAUACAAGCUGCUGGUGUGGCCUGAACACUGUCCGGAAUGCAUUACCAUGGUGACCAUUGCCCCUGAGUUCCACGGGUCACGUCACUAUGGUUACGUUAGCAAUUUAAGAAAGUUCACGUGGUAUGAGACGGCAGUGCUGUGCUUUACCACUCCUGGCGAUGGACCAGCUAGCACACCACAGCUCAUCCAGACGCAUGCUGACAAACCGGGCCCGGUGACUCAACUGAGUUUCACUGAGAUCCUGGACACAUCUCUGAGGAUCAGCUGGCAGGAACCGGAUGACAAGAAUGGCAUCAUCACAGGUUAUGUGUUGUGCUGGGAGGAGGCCGGUCAGAACGAAACCCGUGUAUCUCAGACUCUGUCCAAUUCUACGCUAGCGUAUGAAGUGACCGGGCUUACUUCACUCACCACGUACACUCUGCAGGUGGCUGCGGUUACACAGGCCGGCACCGGUACUGCCACCUCGUCGACCAUCUCAACAGGACUGCCGCCAGAGCUUCCUGGUGCACCCUCCAAUCUGGUCAUCUCCAACAUCAGUCCUCGCUCCGCUACCAUAAAGUUCCACCCCGGCAGUGACGGCAAAACCGUCAUCUCCAAAUGGAUCGUAGAAGGACAGGUGGAGACUGUGGGUGAGGACGAGGAAUGGAAGGUUCUGUAUGAGAUAGACAAUCCACCAGCUUCAGACACUCUGGAGAUUCCCAAUCUCAUCCCCUUCACUCAGUACAGGUUCAGGAUGAAGCAGGUGAACAUUGUGGGUUCGAGUCCCUUCAGUCAGCCCUCUCGUAUGAUGCAGACCUUGCAGUCUAAUCCAGAUGUGGCCCUGACAAAUCUCACAGUAAUUUCUGCAAGUGAAACAAGUUUAAGGAUUCGCUGGGAGCCACUUCCAGAGGCAGCUUAUAACGGAAAUCCUGAAAGCGUGGGUUACCGUGUACGUGCACAGAGAGCAGAUGGGCUUGGCCUGCCCCGGAUGGAGACCGUUUCUGAGCGCCUCACUCGGGAGGUGACAGUGGAGGGACUUGAGGAGUGGACGGAGUACGAGCUGAGUAUUCAGGCUUUCAACGGCAUCGGGCCUGGACCCUGGAGCAGUCCUGUGUUGGGCAAAACUAAAGAGUCAGUUCCCUCUGGUGCCCCAGAAAAUGUGAGCGCAGAAGCAAUGAGCUCCACAAGUAUAUUGGUCACGUGGGGUUCGGUCCCUGAACACCAGAAGAAUGGACACAUCCUUGGUUACAAGGUAUUAUACAGAGAAAAAGAUUCAGAGCGGGCUCCCCAGGUCCAGCUGGUGAACGGGAACCAGACUCACUUGCUUCUUUUAAAAAACCUUAGCAAGUUCAUCCUGUAUGAGGUUCAGGUGCUCGCAUUUACACGUGUCGGUGACGGACCACCCAGCCUCCCCCCCACAGUUGAGAGAACCAAGGAUGAUGUUCCCGGUCCACCUGUCAGGUUGGUGUUUCCAGAAGUGCGUCUCACGUCUGUCAGGGUCGUCUGGCAACCUCCCUCGGAGCCAAACGGCAUCAUUAUGGGUUAUCAGAUUUCUUACCGUUUGAAUAUCAACGACCCCAACAAGUUUACCACGGUUGAAGUGGGAUCCAACGCACGUCAAUUCACAGUGACAGGACUGAUUCCAGAAUCAGCAUAUGUGUUCCAAAUCACAGCGCGCACUCAACAGGGCUGGGGACCCUCGGAGGAGGCUAUCGUCAUAACGACAGAAAAAAGAGAACGGCCACAGCCCCCUCGACGACUCACCGUGCCUCAGAAAGGGGUUGAGUCUAAUAAGCUUCGACUUCAUUGGACGGUGGGGGGAGAUGGCUCUUCCCCAGUGCGCUACUUUACCCUGCAGACAUUAGAGCGUCCGGACGGAGAGUGGAAGACCCACACAUCCUCCAUCAGUCAUAAUAACACCUCGUGGGAGGUGGAUAGACUGAAGCCAUACACCUCUUACAAAUUUAGAAUGAUGGCCACAAAUGAUGUGGGAGACAGCGCUUUCAGCAAAGAAACUGAGCCAGUUACCACUCUACAGGACGUUCCAGAUGAAGCUCCUGUCAUUUUGAACAUCAAACCUUCAACCACAACAUCUGUGAUUGUCCAGUGGCAGCCGCCUGCUGAGGGAACUGUCAAUGGUAUUCUUGUGGGAUAUCGUGUGUAUUACCGUGAACUUCCACAUGAGAACAAUCCAGAGGAGCCAAAGGCAGCAACCAACCAAUCAACAAUCAGUCCUGAGUUCAGAGCUAAGAGCACUUUUAAGACAGUCAGCAGCCCUUCAUUAACUGAAUUUGAAUUAACGCAGCUCAGCAAGUACAGACGAUACACGAUUGUCAUGACAGCAUUUAAUGUUGUUGGAGAGAGCCCUUCAAGUCCACCUGUUGAGGUGUUUGUGGGAGAAGCAGCUCCUUCAGUGGCUCCCCAGAACAUACAGGUGAAAUCUGUGUCCUCCAGUCAACUGGAUGUAGAGUGGCAGCCUCCACCCAUUGAGACACAAAAUGGAAAUAUUCAAGGAUACAAGAUCCAUUACUGGGAAAAGAAAAGACAGAACGAGACGGAGAAGGAGCUGGUUUUGUUUGUUCCAGAUACAUCCGUGCACCUGAAGAACCUGACAUCCUACACUACCUACCUUGUGCAAUUGUCUGCAUUUAACACAGCGGGGGACGGGCCGCUCAGUGCAGCCCGUGAAGGACGCACCCUGCAGGCUGCUCCUGGAGCACCCAAUCAUAUGAUGUUUUAAGAUGUGAGUGUGUUAUGUGGAUGUUGUCUGCAGCCCAAUGGAGUGGUGGAAGGCUACAGAGUGGUUUAUGAGCCCACCGCACCAGUUCAUGGUGUCAGUAAGACAGUUACAGUGGAGAUCAAGGGGAACUGGCAGCGCUGGCUGAAGGUUCGUGAUCUGAUGAGGGGUGUGAUCUAUCGCUUCAAGAUUCAGGCCAGAACAAUCAGUUAUGGACCCGAACUGGAAGCCAAUAUAACUGCAGGACCAGUGGAAGGCUCCCCCGGUUCGCCCUUGCAAACAUCAGUCACAAAGUCUGCAUCAGCUUUGACGCUUCAUUGGUCAGCGGGUGCAGAAGGGGCGGGACCUGUCACAGGAUAUGUCAUUGAGGCUCGUCCAUCAGAUGAAGGAUUAUGGGAUACGUUUGUCAAGCAUCUCCCACCUGGCAGCUUCUCGUAUACCAUCAGUCUGGACCGCCUACGCUCAGGUGUGGCCUAUGAAUUCCGUGUCAUCGCAGUCAAUCGUUUCGGUUACGGUGAUCCCAGUCCGCCUUCCACUGCAAUGUCUGCUCUGUCCGAAACGCCUUUCUAUGAGGAGUGGUGGUUCCUGAUCGUCAUGGCGUUGAUCAGUCUCAUUUUCAUUUUGAUGGUUGCGUUUGGUUUGCUCCUGCUCGGACAGAACAAGAAGUACAGGAGCUGUGGAACAGGAAAGCACAUAACGACAGUAGAAGAGUCUGUAACUCUUGACAAUGGCGGCUUCACGGCUCUAGAGCUGAACAGCAGACACUUGAACGUGAAGAGCUCUUUCUUAAAGAAAAAUGGAACAAGAUCUCCUCCACGGCCCAGUCCAGGUGGGCUGCACUACUCUGACGAAGACAUCUGCAACAACUACAACGGGGCUGUUUUAACAGAGAGCACCACCCUAACAGAGAAACCCACUGAGCUGUCAGAGUCAGAGGUCAGCGACAGUGACUACGAAGACGAGCAGCCCAAGCACUCAUUCGUAAAUCACUACAUGAGCGACCCCACCUAUUACAACUCAUGGAAGCGGAAGCCCAAAGGCGUGAAGACUGGAGGAGGGUUUGAGGAAUGUGCCAUGACGGAUGCAGAGGGGGGGUAUUAUCAGACUGUUGUGACCCAGCACAGCGUAGGAGGUGUCUACACCCCCACGGGGCAGCCCGCACCCGGAACACGCACUCCAGUUACCGGCUUUUCCUCAUUUGUCUAAUGAACCAAUGACUUGAGACUAAAGGGGAAGCUAAUGACUGGAAGUAGAGCUCUAAACCUGGACGAAUCAAACUGUUGUGCUGGUUAUUUCGGAGUAACAGCAAAGAAUGUGUUUUCCAGGAAAUGAACAAGUUUCUCAUGUGUAUUUUUGGCCUCCUCUCUUCAGGGAAGGAAGGAGGGUAUUGAAGUAUCUUAUUGUUAACAUGUUAAUGAUUUUUGGGUGGAUUUUCACAGAUUAACCAUGACCCAGAAGAAGCAGAGACUUUGCACUGUGAGACUCUUCAGUAAGAGAUGGUAUUCAUUUUAAAGACUCAAAGACCCCCAAAGACGGAUGAAGCAAAUUCCUUUGUUAUGAAUUCCCGUUCUAUAGCAACCUUCCGGGAUUAGUCGUCAAGUGUGGGCAAACACAUGCUUGAGUGAUUCAUUGAAUCUCGCUCUGAUCUCCAAAACUCUAAUUGAAGUUGAAACAUCAGCGGAAACUUGUACAGUGUGUGAUAGACCUGAACAACAGUGUGUUUUGUUUGUGGUUUAUUUUCAUUUUAGGGACGGGCGGUUUCAUUCUGGACAAAAAGCAGCAUUGAAAAUACUGCCUUUGCACACGUAUUGCUCUCUUAAACCAAAAGAGUGAUGCUUUAAGUGAGAAAACAAAGAAAAUGUGUGCUUGCAACAGACCGUUUUCUUAGGUUAGCAAUACUGUAUGUAAAAUAUGCUGUAUGUGUGUAUAUUUUUAGGAUCAAUUUUGUACAAAAACAAAACGUUUUUAGUGUAGAGUAGAUUUGUGCCAAGUCAGUGUAGUUCUUUAGUGAUGCCCACAGCGGAUCAUUUCAGCAAGUCACAAUCCACACUGUUUGUUUGACUGGCUUGCAGUGUAUGUACAAUCCAGUCACCCAGAGGGAUGAUAAGAAAUGUGCGACACCGUCCCUCUAAUCCAAAUAUACACAGAUUUCUCAUGUCCUUCAAUGUUGAACAAAUAUUUAUUUCAGUAUGAAAGAACAUUAGUGCUAAAUUAAAUACAGUACAUGAGUUGGUGUGUACAGGUUUUGUUGGGUGGCAUACCCUGAUGUUUUUAGAUAGAUCUGGUAACCAAAAGGUUAUAAGUUUUUCUAACAUUUUAGGUAAUAAUGGGAUACCAAGUCAUGAUUAUGAGUCAAAAUUAUGACAAAAAAAAAAAAAAAAAAAACAUAAUUAUGACAAAGUCAUAAAAUUAUUUGAUAAAAUCAAAUGAGACAAAAAGUCGAGAGUUAAAAAU